CCCUGUAAAACCCAGUAGUGCAACCCUAGCUACCCAGAACUAUAACCUCCUUAAUCUCGAAUCCAGUAGGUUAUCACAGCAUACAACACAACACUGCCCCCCAAUUGUUUUGAUCAUUAGCAGGGUCGCUGAGUAUCUUUGAUUUGUGCCUUUGAUCGAAUGGAGGAAAUACGGGAAGCUUUCCGUAAUGCAAUGUCUGACGACCCAAAACUAAGCUCUAUCUCCACGUCUUCUCAGGGGAAACCAUCUUGCAGCUCAGGGUCGUCUUCUUUCUCUUUGGACCAAUCUCGAGUUUUGCUCACUAGACAACCAAGACAAGUGGUAUCGUUGUGGACCUGCUCAAAGCUUUGUGCCAUUUGUUUCGUAGCUGGUGUAGUUCUUGGUUACACGCUGAAGCGACGUGUCCGGCGCUGGGCUUCCAGACUUCUGAGAAGAAUGAAGGAUGAUUGAGGUUUCUUGGGCCUUAAAGAUCCCAGGCUGAUCCAUCACAUCAUUGCCACACAUGAACACUGUUAAAACAUAGUCAAUAACCUAUGUCAAUUAUAAGAUAUCCAGCCUUCCAACAAAGUUUUUGUAGCACAGUUUUGAUUCAGGAAGUGUCCAGCUAAUGAAUAUUGGGACUCAUAGAUUUCCUAGUCCUUGUCAUCCUUUUGUUGAUGUUUAUUACAUAUUAAGUUGCAUGUGAAUCAUUUAUAAUCCAAGCAUUUUCAUGGAGACUGACUGACGUUUUUAUUCUCUCUUAUAUAGAGUGUACAAUGAAGU
Ilex paraguariensis (yerba mate) is the source of this 762-nucleotide messenger RNA. NCBI's taxonomy places the organism in Eukaryota, Viridiplantae, Streptophyta, Magnoliopsida, Aquifoliales, Aquifoliaceae. The record is from the annotation of a GenBank genome assembly.